Messenger RNA from Xiphophorus couchianus (Monterrey platyfish), 1937 nucleotides. RefSeq names its product ICOS ligand-like. Gene Ontology annotation, cellular component: external side of plasma membrane. NCBI's taxonomy places the organism in Eukaryota, Metazoa, Chordata, Actinopteri, Cyprinodontiformes, Poeciliidae. The transcript is spliced from 5 exons. Gene Ontology annotation, biological process: cell surface receptor signaling pathway; cellular response to lipopolysaccharide; T cell costimulation. Bases 363 to 1250 code for a protein of 295 amino acids. The record is from RefSeq and is a predicted model, not a curated record.
UCCACCUAUAAAGUGGGUCCUUACCUGAUCUUUACUGACCGACACUGAAGAGCCUGGAGUCUUCACUGUUCUUACAUCAACUCCUAUCCGCGGUAUUUAUUUAUUAUUUUUUAUUUUUUUGCCGAUCUAAAACAGGAGAUCAGGUAUGGCAGAACAAGCCGCGGCAUUACUGAACGUGUGGAAAGGUGUGCGUACGGCUCGGCGCGGCUGGACGAGGAAGUGAGGCCGAACCGACAUAUUUCCGUGCGUGUGUGGAGUGCGUCAAUAAUGGACGAGUUUCGCUUUUCCCAACUGAAAAGCCAGACGCCGUAGGAGCCGCUCCGCGGUCUUUGUAUGCGCUCCUGUGCGCCAGGGAAGGCGCGAUGCCGGCGGCACCGUGGCGCGGCGCGGCGCUGCUGCUCUGCUGCGCGUGUUUGUGCGCCGCUCUGGAGCAGCGAGGCUGUAUCCUCGGUGAAGUGGGAAAGCCGGUGCUGCUGCCCUGCCACCCCAACUUGGGGAGACGGUUGAACUUUUCCGUUGAGUGGAGGAACCACGACGAGGCCGUGUUCAGGUCGCUGUGGGACGGGGAUGGGAACGUGGAGACGUGGAGCGUGAAUUAUGCCAGGAUUCCCACAGACGCGGCGGCCACUGGGAACUUCUCCCUGGAGCUGCCGUCAGCUCAGCCCAAACACGACGGGAGCCGAUACAGCCUGUUCAUGCUGUCAGGGGAGAACCAGAGCGCGCCUCUGUGUACCAGGUGUCUCAGGAUCGCAGCCAGUUUUAGGAUCCCCGAGGUGAGGAAGGAAGAAUCGUCCUACCUGUGUCGGUCCUGGGGGGGCUACCCCCAGCCUGUCGUCUACUGGCUCAUCAACGACAGCCGGCAGCCCCCCGACGGCGCCGUGACGACCCGGGCCCAGGCGCUCCCCGACUCCCAUCUGUACAACGUCACCAGCCAGCUGACCGUCAACGUAUCCAAAGACGACACCGUGUCGUGCACCGUCACGAAUCCGUCCACGAAUGAAACCCUGACGGCCAAACUGGGAGCCAGCAGCAGCGGGAGUCGCGCGUCGCAGGGCAUGUGGAUCUUCAGCACCGUCCUGUGCGUGGUGGUCGCCAUAAUGGUGCUCGCCGGGAUCUACUAUCAGCUCCACCUGGACAAGAUAAGCAAGCAGAGGAAGAAGGAAUACGUGGAGCCACGGAGAGGUCGACGAUAUCAGUACAAGCAGGCGACCGAGGAAAUGACGCCGGAGCCAAAAGAGACUGACGUGUGAAAGAAAAGGACAAGAAAAAAAAGUUCAUCUAUGGAUCCACCACCACUUUUUUAUGAUCAGUCCAAACAAACAAACAAAAAAAAAGCACUGACAUGUAAAUACUUCUGAAUCAUUGUGUUGCAUUUUCUAGAUGCUUAUCCUAAGCUUGCCGUCUACUUUUUUUUUUUUUCUUAAAUGUGCCGGCUGAUUGAUUCCAGUCAGAAAUGACAAGGACACUAGUAGCCUGGCACAGUCUGUUCUUAAUGAGAACAUGCGUCUAAUUUCCUCUUACUCUACAGGAAGUGAGGAAAAAUGGAUUUUUGAUGGUGAAGUCCAAAGAUCGGGCGGCUAACUCCAUAAUGUAAUGCUGUUACUGGUCACUUAUUGGUGUUUUGGGCGGUCAUCAUCCUGUUAAAGCACCAAUUUCCUCUUCAGUAUAACGCGGCACCACCUCCUCCUCGAGUAUUUGGAACCGAUUCCUGGUACCCAACAAACAGACCAGAUGGUGUACAGUGAGAAGUUUCCACAUAUUGUGAUCCCAAACCCCUCAUGAUUAUAGUGUAGUGUAAAUUGAAUUCAAAGAUUGGGGUCAAUUGUUGGAAUUAUUUCUCUUUAGCAAACCACAAAUUCUUCUGAACGUUUUUUUUUUUUUUGCCCCAACUCUGGGACAUUAUUGAUGCUUUUUUGCCAAAAACGUGCCUACACACA